CAAUUAUUUAUAAUCUCCUUUUUUUCUCACCCUCGAAAGUCUUUCGCUUUUCUUCCUUCUUCAGCUUCUGGGUCAAAUUCUCUUGCAACUCUGAGUCUCUGGAGGCUCAGACUGCUGGGAGUAUUGAGAAAUGGGGUUGUUGGGAAGCUUCAUAAGGUUCCUGUUGGGGCAAUGGUGCAAACCCACCACCACCGGAGGGGACUACUCUGAAUCACUUGGCCCUCACGGCGUGUCCGCCGCCACUGUCGGCGUUUCGGCUCUUGCCCAAGACCUCUACAACUUCGAGAUCACCUCUCAGGUCCCAGAAGGGCUCGCUCAGCAUGUGGUCUCGUCCAGGAAGGCUCAAGCUAACUGGUAUAGAAAACUAGUUGUCGCAUGGAGGGAAGCCAAACCGCCACCAAGAACACCCGAAGAAGCGGCUAGGCUUGUUAUACAAACCCUGAAACAACACCAAAGGCCGGAUGUUGAGGGUUUAUUGGCUUUCUACGGCCUUCCUCUUCCACAUACUCUGGUCAGUCUUUCUGCUGAGGUCCCAACUUCGUUGCCUCAAGGAGUAAAGUACGAGUUCCGGACGCUGCCGGUUGAUGGAAAAGCGAUUCAAGAUGGCGAUUCGUUGACAGUCUACGUCAGCACAGAGGAUCCCAGGGAGUCGUCCUUUGUUCCAAUCGAUGUGCAAAGAGCUGCCAUUCAAAGAUCGAAAGCUCGCGCCGUGAGGGACUAUACAAAGGCAGAUGCACUUAAUCAGAAAAUCAAAGAUGCUGGAUACGGGGUACUGAAUAUUCAAAACGAGGAGAUCCUUGCCCGAAAGUAUAGGAUCCGUCUGAGGGGUAUAGAUGCACCCGAGGGUGAAAUGCCCUAUGGAGAAGAAGCCAAACAGGAGCUGGUUAAGCUUAUUCAGGGCAAGCGUUUGAGGGUUCUUAUCUAUGGGGAAGAUCGUUACGGGCGCUGUGUAGGUGACGUAUACUGCAACGACAUAUUUGUACAGGAAGUAAUGCUCAAGAAGGGGUGUGCAUGGCAUUACGCAGCCUACGACCAACGCCCAGAAUUUGCAACAUGGGAAGAAAAGGCUCGGGCGAAGCGAGUUGGGUUGUGGGCUUCAUCAAACCCUGAGAAGCCAUGGGAUUGGAGAAGGGAUCGGCGUGAAGGCAAAUGAUGUACAAUCGAGAUGUAUCGGUCUCUCGGAUGUACAAACAUUGUUUCUUUUGUAAUGUUAGUGCUAUUCUCUAUUA
Molecule: messenger RNA, 1229 nt
Organism: Pyrus x bretschneideri (Chinese white pear)
Lineage: Eukaryota; Viridiplantae; Streptophyta; Magnoliopsida; Rosales; Rosaceae
Product: staphylococcal-like nuclease CAN2
Exons: 9
Coding region: 131-1153 (340 amino acids)
Cellular component (GO): cytoplasm
Molecular function (GO): nuclease activity; nucleic acid binding
Source: RefSeq, a predicted model, not a curated record